Molecule: messenger RNA, 2740 nt
Organism: Orbicella faveolata
Lineage: Eukaryota; Metazoa; Cnidaria; Anthozoa; Scleractinia; Merulinidae
Product: cholesterol 24-hydroxylase-like
Biological process (GO): cholesterol catabolic process
Molecular function (GO): cholesterol 24-hydroxylase activity; heme binding; iron ion binding
Source: RefSeq, a predicted model, not a curated record
AGAGCCUCUUUUAUCUCCUUUUGCUUUAUUUCUUUUUACACGGAAAAAGAGGGGAGUGCGCCAUUCCUCGAUCCCCAUAAGGAGGAACUUAACGUAAAAAAUAAAACAGAGGGAAUUGUUUGAUAUCCAGGACUUCUUGGAAAUGUCAGGGAAACUCGAAGAAGAGCGACAACGGUGACGAGGCUGCCUUAUAAGUUCCAUUCUUUCCCGUUACGAAGCAAGUCGGAAAAAAUUAAUCUCGGGUAGGAAAGUAUGGGGUAUGUUCAUGGGCAUGUUCUUAAAAAUCAGCAAUUACUCUAAGCUCAAAAAUUAAAAUUUGACAAGUUUUUUGAGUAGGCAAACGGUUCCUGUGACUCAUCACGCAAUCUUUGGCGAGAAAAUUUUAGGUUGCGUCACGAGCUAGUUUACAACAACCUCGUUCCCAAGUUGAGUAGCUUGAACCCAGCCUUUCUCGAAGUCUCCUUGCAAGAGUUUGACCAAAGUAAACAAUUCAGCAUUGGAAGCUUGCAGUUUCUACAUUCAGGUAGAAAUAAUCAUCUUGCACGAUGUUUAACGUGUUUUUGUACGUGACUGGUGCCUUAAUCGUGCUAUCGCUAGUUCUUCUACUUGGUUUUGCGGUGUAUUUGACGAACGUAAGACGUAAAUUUGCCCACAUCCCAAGUCCGCCGAUGGCCAGUUUUUUCAAGGGUCAUGCAGAUGAGAUAACUGCAAUGCGUCAUACAGGAUUUCCUACUGAUCAAAAGUUUUUGGAAUGGCAUAUUGAAUAUGGUAAGAUCCUUGUUGUCUGGUUCUGGCACGUACCUGUUCUGCUGGUUGCUGAUUCAGAGAUGGUUAAGGACAUCUACAUAGUCAAGAAUCUGCCAAAAGAAGAGGUGUCUUAUGAAGUGCUGGCCCGUCUCUUUGGGCAGAGAUUUCUUGGCACAGGAUUGGUUACCAAUGUGGACAAUGAGUCCUGGAAGAAAAGGCGUGUCAUACUGAACCCAGCCUUUCAUCGCAAGAGCCUUAAAGAUCUGAUGGACUCUUUCAACUCCACUGCCAAUAUUUUACUUGAACAUCUCGGCACAAUGGCUGAUGGAAAAACAGAAGUUUGUAUGUGCGAUCAGUUUGCCCGUGCAGCUUUAGAUGUCAUUUGCAAGGUCGCCUUCGGAAUGGACAUUGACAUCAUCAAUGCCAGAGACACCAAAUUUACUGAGGCUGUUUCAUUGACUUUUCAUGGAGUGGAAGAAGCAUCUUUUGACCUGUUUCACAAGUACAAGGUUAAUCAAUACCCAUUUCAGCGGCGCGUGGUGAAAGCUAUCCAGUUCUUGCGUGAAACAGGAAGGAAAGUCAUCGAAGUGAGAAAGAAUGCAAUGAAGAAAGGAGAAGAGGUCCCGGAUGAUAUAUUACAGCAUAUUAUUAAGCUACAAGAUCAAAAUCCUGAUUUUGGGAUGGAAGACGUGCUGGAUGACUUUGUUACGUUCUUUAUAGCUGGUCACGAGACUACAGCCACUUUGUUGUCGUUUUGUGUUCUUGAGCUUGGAGAUCAUCCUGAGAUAUUGGAGAGUUUGGUUGGAGAGGUGUUUGACGUGCUGGGAGAUAAACAGAAUGUUGCGUUCGACGACCUGGCUAAACUGCACCAGCUAGGACUGGUGAUAAAGGAGACUUUACGUCGUCAUCCUCCUGCCACCGGCCUUUUACGAAAGAUAACAAAGGAUCAAGAAAUUGGAGGAUACAAAAUGCCCGCUGACGUCGCCAUUUUGACUAGCACUUAUGUCUCCAGCCACUUUCCCGAGUAUUGGACCAACCCAGAGGAGUUUGAUCCCUACAGGUUCGAUGACGAAGAACUAGUCAAGAGAUCUCAUUAUAACUAUUUUCCGUUUUCUCUUGGACCACGUAACUGCAUUGGACAGCACUUCGCGCAGAUCGAGGCCAAGGUUUUAUUGUCACGCUUUCUCCAGACGUUCAAGUUUUCUCUCGUGCCUGGUCAGUCACGCAAGAUUCUUGAAAGAACCACGCUACGCCCUAAGGAUGGCGUGAUCUGUACCCUGACUAAACGGCAGUAGAAACAUCACGGACAAUGUCUGAUUGAACCCCUGGGAGGGGGGCGGGGGGAACUCUCAGAAAAGUUGGGUGAGGGGUGUACGGCACACUUCCCAAAACCCUUACCCUAUUAAUAUUUAUGACCAAAAUCUGCGAUUUUUGCUCCCCUAUUUAUGACGUGACGAAAACUCCAAUACCCAAUUUAUGAUCGUUGCGGCUGGCACAGUUGCCCUAAACAUAAGUUAUAACAUAAAUUAUGAAGGGCUUUUGUAGAUGGCCUUAUUGAUAAUGAUGAAAAAAGUAGCUUCUUCUAAGAAUCAUAGCCAAUUCAAGACUAGAAUGCAAAAACCAUGCUCUAUUUACGACUAGAAAUGGCCAAAAUCGAUACCCUAUUUAUGACCAAAACGGCUGGAAAACCCUACCCUUUGGGGCCGCACAUACCUAUAUAGCCCACAUAAAGGAGUACCCCUCCCCCGGAUUAAACUUUCUUUAUGGAGCAAGCAAUAAAGUAGUCAUGGAACCAACCAAUGAUUCACUGAAAGCAGAUAUAAGUAUUUAGUGAUACUACAAAUUUUCCUUACUGUUACAUGUAAGGUCACGUACGGGUAUUGCUUGUUCUAUGAGUUGAGAAAAUAGUCUACCCACAUACACUAUUUUCCGGCCGCCAUAUUGUUGUACCACAGAGGAACGAAUAUCUCAACUUUGGGACAACGCACACUCC